Messenger RNA from Tetrahymena thermophila SB210, 1749 nucleotides. Its product is annotated as cytosolic Fe-S cluster assembly factor nubp1 protein. Lineage: Eukaryota; Ciliophora; Oligohymenophorea; Hymenostomatida; Tetrahymenidae. Gene Ontology annotation, biological process: iron-sulfur cluster assembly. The record is from RefSeq and is a predicted model, not a curated record. The transcript has a single exon. Gene Ontology annotation, molecular function: ATP-dependent FeS chaperone activity; 4 iron, 4 sulfur cluster binding; ATP binding. Gene Ontology annotation, cellular component: cytosol.
AUGGAAAAAGAAAGAAUUGUACCUGAAGGAGCUCCUGAUUCUUGUCCAGGAGUCAAAUCUCAAUUAGCAGGAAAGGUAGAGCCUUGCUCUGGAUGCCCACAUUAACCCAACUGUGCUUUAGGAAAUCCAAACUUAGAUGGUAGAAUCAUUCCUGAAGAAGCACCAUCUUAAUGUCCAGGCACUUAAUCUAACUUAGCUGGCCAUACAGUAGUAUGUUCAGGAUGCCCCCAUUAACCAAACUGUGCUUCAAAAGCUUUAAAUGUCCAUUACAAAUUAGUUCCUGAUAAUGCUCCAACUUAAUGUCCUGGUACUCUUUCUCAAGAUGCAGGAAAAGUAAACUCUUGUUCAGGAUGCCCUAAUUAAUAAAAAUGUAAUAGUGGAUAAUCAAAUACUAUUCAAGAGCAUAAGAAGUUAGUUCCAGAUAAUGCACCAUAAAACUGUCCUGGAGUUGAUUCAUAAAAUGCAGGAAAAACUGAAGUUUGUGUAUCUUGCCCUCAUUAACCUAACUGCGCUUUAGGCAAACUUGGAGUUCAUGGCAAAGUUGUUCCUGUUGAUGCUCCUGAAUAAUGCCCUGGAACAUAAGCCUAAAAUGCAGGUAAAACACCAGUUUGCUCAGGAUGUCCUCAUCAACCUGAUUGUGCUGCUGGUAAGUAAGCAAAUAUCACUGCUGAUAAGAAAAUCGUCCCAGUUAAUGCUAAUACUGGUUGUGUAGGAACUCAGUCAUAAUAAGCAGGUACUGCUUCUUCAUGUGCAGGCUGUCCUAAUAAAGCUAAAUGUUCUAGUUAAAAUACAGAAGAAAAUAAAGUUGUACCAGACAAUGCAAACGAAGGUUGUCCUGGAACGUAAAAUAAAGAAGCAGGUAAAAUGUCUGCUUGCUAAGGAUGCCCCAACCAGCAAAUUUGUGCUUCUGGAAAAGCAAACGAACCUGAUCCAGCUCUUAAAGACGUAGAAAGAAGAAUGAAAUUAGUCAAGCACAAAAUUCUAGUUCUUUCAGGUAAAGGUGGUGUUGGUAAGAGUACAGUUUCCUCUUAACUAGCUUUCUAAUUAGCAAAUCUUGGUUAUGAAGUUGGCUUGUUAGAUAUUGAUAUUUGUGGUCCUUCAAUUCCUAGAAUGUUGGGAUUACUUGAUCACGAAGUUCAUAAUAGUGCUGAUGGUUGGAGUCCUGUUUAUGUAGAAGAUAAUUUAGGUGUUAUGUCCAUAGGAUUUUUAUUAGGCAAUCAAGAUGAUGCAGUUGUUUGGAGAGGUCCUCGUAAGAAUGGUUUGAUUAAACAAUUUUUGACAGAUGUUAAUUGGGGAGAAUUGGAUUAUCUUAUUAUCGAUACUCCUCCUGGAACUUCUGAUGAACACAUCAGCUGUGUCUAAUACUUGUAACCUGGUGAAGGAGAUGGUGCUAUUGUAGUUACCACUCCUUAAGAAGUUAGUCUUUAAGAUGUCAGAAAAGAAUUGAGUUUCUGUUAAAAGACUAAAACAAAUAUACUCGGUGUUGUUGAAAACAUGAGUGGUUUCAUUUGUCCUGGCUGCAAGUGCGAAAGUCAGAUUUUCCCUCCUGUAACUGGUGGUGCUGCUAAAAUGUGCUAAGAUUAUAAGAUUGAUCUCUUAGGUAAAGUACCUCUCGAACCUAAGGUCUUAAUCUGCACAGAAAAGGGUAAAUCAAUUGUCAAAGAGCAUCCAGAUUCUGUAGCAGCUAAGGUCUACUAACAUAUUGCAGAAAGAGUAACUCAAACACUAAAAGUAGAAUUACCAAAGUGA